Molecule: messenger RNA, 1662 nt
Organism: Linnemannia hyalina
Lineage: Eukaryota; Fungi; Mortierellomycota; Mortierellomycetes; Mortierellales; Mortierellaceae
Source: the annotation of a GenBank genome assembly
AUGAACGCUGCUGAGAGAUCCACAAACGGACUUUUGGAACUGUACCAGGACCACAUCCAACAGGUCACCGAACUCCAACACCUCGUCCAACAGCAAUACCCUCCUUCACACCAACACCACGACGUCGCCACCUCUUACCUCAACGACCGUAUCACCCUCUUCCGCUUCCUCAAAAAGGCAAACUACGUCCUCCCUGAGGCCUAUAACAUCGUCGAGGCCAACGUCGCCUGGAGGUUAGCUAUGGGCUGUGAUCGCAUCACCCCACGAGACCUCCAAAAGAACCCGCUCUGGACCAACAACCUCGUCCACCUCCGAGGACAGGACCGAUACGGACACCCGCUCAUCGUCAUCCGCCUGGGUCAAUACAUUUCUGCUCCACAACAAUCUCAACAAGAGGAUGAUGGUGAAGAAGAGGAGGAUCGAUUCUUGGAUUACAAACGAUACAUCAUUUUUGUGUUGGAGUGCACCCGCAAGCUGCUCUGGGAAUCUUCCCGUCGCCAACCACUUGAGGAGCACUCGCUCCAGGCGUCACUCAUCCUCGAUCUCCAGGGAGCAUCUGUCUCUGACCUCGACCACCAAUUGAUCACGUACACCAUCGACCUUCUCAAGCAUCGCUACCCUAGCUGUCUUGCCCAAGCCGUGAAUCAACAAUUAUACGUCCUGAACUACAGCUGGGUCUUUGGCGGCAUCUGGCAGAUGCUGAAGCGUGCCCUUCCAGAGUCAGCCCGUGCGCGUGUUUCGUUCCCUUCAUCGACCGAUGAGCUUUGGGAGCACUUUGAUCGCGAAGAUCUCUCCACUGAUUUUGGCGGACUGGAUGCGCACGAGAACGACUCGGAGCAAUGCGAGGCCUUCCACUACUUUGGCUACCCCAUGUCAAGCCUGCAGCCAGGAACGCCCACCAUGUCCCUCAGCCGUGUCAACUCUUGCGACUCGAUCUAUUACGACGCCAGCUCGUCAACACCCAUGCACAGCCCUAAAUUGCGUCCCCACGACGGCCUCAACUUCUUGUCAAUGACACCCAUGAUGCCCAUGGCCCCUCCUCAUGGCGGCCACGCCCACUCAACAAACCACAGCAACAGUGGCAACUUGAGUUUGCGCCCUGCCCUCCUCAGAACCCGCUCCAACUCUAUCCCCUUCAUCGACUUGAACAACAACAACAACACUCCUACCAACAACCAUGAUCACCAUCAUUACGGCAAGUCAACUCCUAUGAAAGCACCAUUGUUGAAGCACUCUAAAUCGACCGCCCACAUCCCUUCAUUCAUGAUCACACCCUCAAUCCAGUCAGACUUGCCGGUUCAGUACCCACUCUCGCGCAAGGAUCGCACCACCAUCGCACGCAACACCCAUAUCGACCCCACCAAGAACAUCCUCGGCAACGGCAACAACAACAACGGUCGAGGAGGAGUCUUCUACCGUCUGAUCCUUCGCCCCAACUCGAUCUUUAUGAAGAUCGCGGCCAAGCAGCAGGGGAUGCGCCAGAAGGCGGCCAAGGCUGUCAAGGCUUGUGCGGACAAGAUGCGCCGGACGGAUGUGAAGACGCUUUUGUACUGGAUCAUGGCUCUCAUCAUGCUCCGGGGCGAGGUCUGGCAGCUCAUUGCUGCAACGGCAGUCAAGGUGCUUACUGUUGUUGGCGAAGGCGAUGAUUCCCUCUUGCUUUAA